AUGAAAGUGUUAUUUGUUCUAGCAGCCUUACUGGCAGCAGCCUGUGCCCUGCCGAUUGAGGAGCGCAUCAAUGGCGAGAACGGCUGGUACGUUCCCCAGGUUGAUGGCAGCUUCAAGUGGAUGGAGCUGAAGGAUGCCGAAGAGCUGCUGGCCAACGCCGAGCAAAUGGAGGGCCGCGCCAGCAAUGACGUCCGUUUCUACCUCUACACCAGAUCCAACCCCACUGAUGGCAAGGAAAUCAAGGCUGAGGCCUCCUCCGUUGACGAUUCCCACUUCGACAAGGACCACGGCACCCGCUUUGUCAUCCAUGGAUGGAAUGGACGUUACACCGAUGACAUGAACACCCGCAUCACCAAGUCCUGGCUGUCAAAGGGCGAUUACAACGUGAUUGUCGUGAACUGGGACCGUGCACAAUCCAUUGACUACGCUUCCUCUGUGCUGGCUGUUCCCGCGGCAGGUGAAAAGGUCGGAGAGAUGAUCAAUUAUCUGCAUGAGCAUCAUGGCUUGUCUCUGGACAGCCUGGAGGUCAUCGGACACAGCCUGGGAGCCCAUGUCGCUGGCUAUGCUGGCAAGAAAGUUGGCGACCAUCGCGUCCACACCAUUGUGGGUCUUGACCCUGCCCUGCCUCUGUUCAGUUACGAUAAGCCCGACAAGCGUCUCUCCAAAGAUGAUGCCUUCUAUGUUGAGUCCAUCCAGACCAACGGCGGCAAACUGGGUUUCCUCAAGCCCAUCGGCAAGGGCGCCUUCUACCCCAAUGGUGGCAAGAAGCAGCCAGGAUGUGGUGUGGAUGUGACUGGCUCCUGCUCCCACGGUCGCUCCGUUCUGUACUACGCUGAGGCCGUCACCGAGGACAACUUCGGAACCGUCAAGUGCCACGACUACGAGGCAGCUGUGGCCAAGGAGUGCGGCAGCACCUACAGCAGCAUCCGCAUGGGUGCGGUGUACAAUGCCUACAUGGUUGAGGGUGACUUCUAUGUGCCCGUGAACAGCAAGGAGCCUUUCGGCAAGAUUGAAUAGGAAUUCGCACACUCAUGGAGUGAAUAAAAUGAAACAAAGAAACGAA
Molecule: messenger RNA, 1063 nt
Organism: Drosophila subobscura
Lineage: Eukaryota; Metazoa; Arthropoda; Insecta; Diptera; Drosophilidae
Product: phospholipase A1-like
Exons: 2
Coding region: 1-1017 (338 amino acids)
Biological process (GO): lipid metabolic process
Molecular function (GO): lipase activity
Source: RefSeq, a predicted model, not a curated record